AUGCAAAAAUAUUGUGUAAAGCGAAAAAGUGAAAGAUUAAGUCUUUAUGCUUUAAUUAUACAAGAAAAACGAGUGGUUUUAUACGGUCUUCGCGGAGUUGACAACAACAAAAUACAUCCGCUUCGGUGGAAAGUAGGUAGAUUUGAAAGACCCUAUUUGAAAGACAUUGAAAGUAAGGGAAUGAGAAAUAAGGUACCUUUCUUUGAGACUGCACUAGGUUAA
Molecule: messenger RNA, 222 nt
Organism: Clunio marinus
Lineage: Eukaryota; Metazoa; Arthropoda; Insecta; Diptera; Chironomidae
Source: the annotation of a GenBank genome assembly